GUCUGUGUCACCUGAGGUUAUGUGUUUGUGGUGCGCGUUUAAUACAAUACGUAUUUCAACCAAAAAAAUGGAUCACCCGGGUUAAAUUUACAUCUGGCACGGAAUGAAUAAAGUGUGAACGUGAACAGCAGAUAGAGCUGCAGCCAAUAGGAGGCCGCGCCUAAGGUGGUACCAAAGCCCCAUUGGCCAAUCGUCGCUGCCAGCUCGUCGACCGCAUCUCACAGAUGCGUACUAAACUGCACAGUGCUCGCCUGUACUAGGGUUUAUAUGCGUUGAGUUAGCUAGAAAAGUCCCUCGAUCAACAACAUCGGUUUAAACAUCGUUCUCGGGUACUUUUGUGUCGGAUUCGUCGGUUCUUUCCACUCCAUCACCAUGACGGUGGACACUGAGCUCCACGCUAGGAACGGACAUGUUCUGCCGGAGCCGCCGGCGUCGAUUGACACAUUUGAUCACUCGUACAAAGAACAGGAAGGCCCCAAACCUCCCAAGGAAAUAGUAUGGAAAAAUGUAGUAUUGAUGACUUUCCUGCACGCCGGGGCAUUCUACGGAUUGUUCCAAGUCCCCUCAGCAUCUUAUAUGACCUUGCUUUGGUCCGGCGUGUGCUUUGUGAUCAGUGCUUUAGGGGUAACAGCGGGAGCCCACCGUUUGUGGAGUCACCGGACUUACAAGGCCUCCCUACCCCUACGAGUGUUUCUUGGCUUGGCUAACUCCAUGGCCUUUCAGAAUGACAUCUUCGAGUGGGCACGAGACCAUCGGGUCCACCAUAAGUACUCUGAGACGGACGCAGACCCCCACAACGCCGUACGGGGAUUCUUCUUUGCCCACAUCGGAUGGCUCAUGGUUCGCAAGCACCCCGACGUCAUAGAAAAAGGACGCAAGCUGGAGCUCAGUGACCUGAAGGCAGACAAAGUUGUCAUGUUUCAAAGGAAGUACUACAAGUCGUCUGUGGUGCUCAUGUGCUUCAUGCUGCCCAUGGUGGUGCCCUGGUACAUGUGGGGAGAGUCCCUUUGGGUGGCCUACUUUGUGCCUUCCCUGCUGAGGUACACCCUGGUCCUCAACGCCACCUGGCUGGUCAACAGCGCCGCCCACAUGUGGGGCAACAGGCCGUACGACACCGGCAUCAACCCCAGGGAGAACAAGUUUGUGACCUUCAGUGCCAUAGGUGAGGGAUUCCACAACUACCACCACACGUUCCCAUACGACUAUGCCACGAGCGAGUACGGCAUGAAGCUGAAUCUCACCACCUGCUUCAUCGACUUCAUGUGCUUCCUGGGCCUGGCGACGGACAGGAAGAGGGCCUCCCGGGACAUAGUGCAGGCCCGGGUACAGCGCACGGGCGACGCGAGCAUUCGAAGUGGCUAAGAGGGCCAGCCAGAGGUAGAGAGCGAGGGGGAGAGAGGGAGAAACAAAACGGCCUGCAUCAACAGAACCGUCAUCAAAAAGGACGUCAAAAAUCCUGAUUGUGUGUUUUUUGAUCAUUGUUUUAGGAGCCGUGUGUCUUUUUGUGUAGCUACAUCCAACCGCCACGAUAACAUCGCAUUCUGUUGAUAUUCAUACAUUACUCUCGUGUCUACGAAUAUCCAAAAUAUGAAAAGAAGGUGUACCCCAUUUAAAAGUGUGACACUUUUAUUCAUCCUGACUUUGUUGGGUUGAAGCGGAAAACAAAAGAAAGUGUAGAGGAGGAUGACAAUCCAUGAGCUCUAUUCCAGAAUAACCGCUGCUAUGGACCGCUCACACACACAUACACACACACACACACACAGCCCCGGUUAAACGGGGAUGGUGAUAACGUUGCAAACGGCAAUCCGUAAUGAAAUCUCUAAAAGAGUAAUGGGAGUAGCUUCAGUUUCAACCCUUGGCUACGUCUCCCUUAGCACUUUGUAGUAUACUGUCUGUCGCGACAACGCAAUUCGCAACAGUUAAAUCGGUUGCCACAGAUGAGUUUACUAGUUGCCAGAUAGUAGAGAACCAAAAAAUGUGACUGAGAAUAUUCCCCUUUGUCUCGUGUGGCGUUUAAUUUGGACACAUUAGCCCUGGGAUUGACUACAAUCGGUGUGUACAGUGUUUCACAGUGUAAAAUAUACUGUAUAACUUGCAGUGACAUUAUAGUGGGGAACAUACGGCUAUACUGUUUAGAGACGCUGUAUACACAGUGAUGUAAGCAAACCGAUACUUUUUCCAAUACCUCAGUAUAUUGGUAACUUGUAUACUGAAGUUGUCGUCAUAGCGUAGAGUAAACCAAUUCAAAUAUAUUCCUUUACAACUCCCCUGAUCUGAUAUUUCAAACGGAAAUCAGUUACCUAGGAAGAACGAUCUUUUCAAUCGGUUACACACUUUUUUUUUUUGUGUAAGGCUAAGUCUGCGACAGUUU
Molecule: messenger RNA, 2371 nt
Organism: Gadus chalcogrammus (walleye pollock)
Lineage: Eukaryota; Metazoa; Chordata; Actinopteri; Gadiformes; Gadidae
Gene: scd
Product: stearoyl-CoA desaturase (delta-9-desaturase)
Exons: 6
Coding region: 373-1362 (329 amino acids)
Biological process (GO): unsaturated fatty acid biosynthetic process; response to fatty acid
Cellular component (GO): endoplasmic reticulum membrane
Molecular function (GO): palmitoyl-CoA 9-desaturase activity; stearoyl-CoA 9-desaturase activity; iron ion binding
Source: RefSeq, a predicted model, not a curated record